Cuculus canorus (common cuckoo) is the source of this 6467-nucleotide messenger RNA. It is a transcript of the gene MAPK8, whose product is annotated as mitogen-activated protein kinase 8. Gene Ontology annotation, biological process: JNK cascade; protein phosphorylation. Bases 153 to 1436 code for a protein of 427 amino acids. The record is from RefSeq and is a predicted model, not a curated record. NCBI's taxonomy places the organism in Eukaryota, Metazoa, Chordata, Aves, Cuculiformes, Cuculidae. Gene Ontology annotation, molecular function: ATP binding; JUN kinase activity. Gene Ontology annotation, cellular component: nucleus; cytoplasm. The transcript has 12 exons.
CGUCGUAUAAGGGGCGUGGUCAGCGAAGGGGGCGUGGCAGGGCGGCGGGCGGAGCGUGCGCGCGGUCCGCGCUCAUUACUCAGCGGCCGAGGCGGCGGCGGGAGGCGGCCAGAAGCAAAAUUUGGAUGAAGCAAUCUAACUAAGUUGCCGUCAUGAGCAGAAGCAAGCGUGACAACAAUUUCUACAGUGUUGAAAUUGGAGACUCUACUUUCACGGUAUUGAAACGGUAUCAAAACUUAAAACCAAUAGGAUCAGGAGCACAAGGGAUUGUAUGUGCAGCUUAUGAUGCCAUCCUUGAACGAAAUGUUGCAAUCAAGAAGUUAAGCCGACCGUUUCAGAACCAAACCCAUGCUAAAAGAGCCUACAGAGAGCUUGUACUUAUGAAGUGCGUUAAUCACAAAAAUAUAAUCGGCCUACUGAAUGUCUUCACACCACAAAAAUCCCUGGAAGAAUUUCAAGAUGUCUAUAUAGUCAUGGAGCUCAUGGAUGCAAAUCUCUGCCAAGUGAUUCAGAUGGAGCUAGACCAUGAACGAAUGUCCUAUCUUCUUUAUCAAAUGCUGUGUGGUAUCAAACAUCUUCAUUCAGCUGGAAUUAUACAUAGGGAUUUAAAGCCCAGUAAUAUAGUAGUAAAGUCAGACUGCACUUUGAAGAUUCUUGACUUUGGACUGGCCAGAACUGCAGGAACUAGUUUUAUGAUGACGCCUUAUGUAGUGACUCGUUACUACAGAGCACCAGAGGUCAUCCUAGGGAUGGGAUACAAAGAAAACGUUGACAUUUGGUCAGUUGGGUGCAUCAUGGGAGAAAUGAUCAAAGGUGGUGUUUUAUUUCCUGGUACAGAUCAUAUUGAUCAAUGGAAUAAAGUUAUAGAGCAGCUAGGAACACCAUGCCCCGAAUUUAUGAAGAAAUUACAGCCUACAGUCCGAACUUACGUGGAGAACAGACCUAAAUAUGCUGGAUAUAGUUUUGAAAAACUCUUCCCAGAUGUCCUUUUCCCAGCUGACUCUGAACAUAAUAAGCUUAAAGCCAGUCAAGCAAGGGAUUUGUUAUCAAAAAUGCUGGUUAUAGAUGCUUCUAAAAGAAUCUCAGUGGAUGAAGCCCUGCAGCACCCAUACAUCAAUGUCUGGUAUGAUCCUUCGGAAGCAGAAGCUCCUCCACCAAAGAUACCAGACAAGCAGUUAGAUGAGAGGGAGCACACAAUAGAAGAAUGGAAAGAAUUGAUAUACAAGGAAGUCAUGGACCUGGAGGAGAGAACCAAGAAUGGGGUUAUACGUGGACAACCAGCUCCUUUAGGUGCAGCAAUGAUCAAUGGCUCUCAACAUCCGUCUUCAUCGUCAUCUGUCAAUGAUGUGUCUUCAAUGUCAACAGAUCCAACAUUGGCCUCUGAUACAGACAGCAGUCUAGAAACCUCAGCCGGACCUCUGGGUUGCUGUAGAUGACUACUUGGUCUUUUGGGGGGCGGGAGGGGGGUCCUUUUAGUCAUUAAUAGGGCACCUUUAAGAUUUGGUGGUAUUUUUGAGUGUUUUUUCAAAGAUAAUCGUAGAACUCAUCAUAAAGUGCUGUAAUUUUAAACUGUAAGUUGUGUUAAAAGCAGAUACUUUUUUUGCUGUAAUUAACUGUAAAAUAUUAAACCUGAUAAUUUUUAUUGUGGUUUUAAAAUCUGCAUAUUUGCUUUACUAUUAUGCUGCUGAUCUUUUUUUACUGAAUUUGUAAUUGUUUUAUCAAAGCACAUAAUUAUGUUGUGGUCAUUACCAUAUAAUGAAUUAUUUAAGAUUUUAUAGGUUUUCGAUUUUUCAAUUAGAGUUUAUUCUAGAUGUUUUGUUCAUGAUAUCCUUCAAAGUUUUAUGUUUGGUCGUAUGUUUGUGUCCAGGUCGAGGGGGAAGAGAAUUCAGCGCAGCCAGCUUUAGUUUGGGCAUUCUACUGUGGUGCUGGCAGUGAAAAAAAUCUCUCUUACUUUGGCCACUUGCCUAUAAUAUUUCAGCAAAAGCUACAGUUAGUGACUUUUUUAAAAGAAAUGGUAUACAGUCCUUUGCAAAGUAACUUCAUCUGAAUGGUUUGAUGAACUUAAGAAAGCAGAGCAUAUCUUCAAAGCUGCAGAAAUAUCUAGCCUAACAAAUAAUGUGAUGUUCUCUGCAGAGUUGUGGCAUGCUGAAUCUUGUGAUCACCAUAAAACAUGAGGAUACUUCAUGAAUAAUAUAUUUCAAUGCAAAUAAACGGUUUACUUCUAGCUUGUAGCCUGUUUUUGUACACACAAAACAAAAUGUAUCCAGGAUGUCUAGACUGCCAACAGGGAAAAUGAAUAUGCUAUAGGUAUACUUUCAUGUAAUAUGUGAUUCUUGGGAGUUUUGUUUCUUACUAGUUUUGUCUACUAAGGCGAGUGUUUUUUGGGUAGAAGAGGGUAUGACAUGAAUGCAGUAAGGGCAAAACUUGAGCUAUUCUUUCUCCACUAGAAGCAACUGAUCACUAAAAAACAUGAAGUGGUAGGAGAACCUCAGGAUUUCUGUAGCUAAUGCAUUAAGUGAGCAAUAUAUGCCAUCCAAAGGAGGGAGAAGUUGUGCUGUAUAAAUUAAUAUUUUUAUCUUUUAUUUCACCGUGAGACCAGUGUAGCAGAAAUCUUAAUAAUUGUUCAUUUUAAGUCAUAAAUAUUCACUAGUUUUCAGCACUGAGGCUCCAGGUUUCAAUACACUUUUAAACAAAAGAUAUAUUGAAAUAUAUAGAACAGUUACUAAAUAGUCAUGUAAAAUGGUGCUGCUCCUCACAGAAGUAUUUUAACUGUUUACAUUUUAUAUUUACAGAAUGGUUUAUGUAUAACUGACCUAAGUUUAUGUAUGAGUUAGUCAUUCAGAAUUUAUUCCUUUGGAAAAUGCAGAUUUUUAGUGAAGCUAGGCUGUAUAAUUGAUUGCCUUGUGUAGGUGCAUAUUUUGUGUAGUGAAUUAGAAUGUGAAGAGGGAUUUAAAUUAGCAAUGCUCACAAAAAUGAGCGUAAAAAAUAUAGAAGUCUUGCCAGGCACAGAGCAUAAGCAGAUCAUAUAACUGGCUACAGAGGUCAUCCAGGAAUGACUGAUGGUCUUCAGUGUGGUUCCUUCUGCUUGUUGGGUUACAUAGGUAUCUUUUUGAAGUUGAAAGAGGGAAAUUUGUCUUAGCAGUAAGUUUCAGAAAAAUAGGAGUGAUAGUAAUGCUUUCAAUAUCUAACGUGUCUUUCUGAAAAUCAUACAGGGUUACAAAGAAUGGUAAUGUCUCAAAGAUGACUAAAUUGAUUAACUGUGCAGUUGUUUCCCUGGCCUGGCUAGACUGCUGGUAAGUGCUGUGUGCAUGUAAUUUUGCUUUCCUCACUUGUAUCUAGUAUUUCAAUAUUGCCUUUCUAAACCACAUUUGUUAAGGCAAUUAUUUUUACAGGAUCCUGCCAAAUUGUAUAUUACCUCAGAAUAGGCAGGACAUGUUGGGAUUCAUCUCACUGGAGCAUAGAUAAUCUGCUCAAUUUAAACAGAGACCGACAGAAAUAGACUAUUUUUUUUCAUUUUUUUUAUCAAAGUUUAAGCUGUGAAUUAAGCCAGAAUUUUUGGUCAUGCAGCAGUACUCCAUUGUUAUAUAGGGUCAGAUGAGACUCUGAUCAGCCCAGUGUAACAAAGUUAAGACUGACAAAAUCAACUUCCGAUGCCUGCAAGUUUUGUAAAAAGUAGAAUUUGGUAAAUCUAAUUCCUAUUUAUAUUUAUUUUGGACCCCUCUGGAUUGCAGUGGUGACUGAAAUAUUUUGAAACUUUAGAAUUAUUUUUGCUAUCACUUUCCAGUGUCCUAAAGAAAAAUUACUUUUAAAAUUAAUAUUGAGUGAAACAAUUACUAGGCUUUUACUGCAAUGGGCUAUCAAUAGUAGCUUCGUUGAGUUCAUAAGCUCUAAAGCUUUUCUUCUUUUAAGGUUAGGCUGAUGAAUGGGUGGAACUGUCCACUGCAACCCAUUGCAGUGUAAGUGAGCUGUGUUUAAAGGGAUUGUUUCAGUAAGGUCAGAGCUUUGCCUGCAGGAACCUGGAGUUUCUUUUAGCACCAUCUUCAUAGCGUUGCCUUUUUCUCUUUUUUGGCAGUUGCUUGCAUUUAAGGCCUAUUAAAGUGAUAACAAAUUUCAAAGACAAGAAAAUUGAGUUCAGUAAGCAAAUCAUCACAACAACUUGUUACUCUUAAGUUCCCUUUUUAUUUGUUGAAAUAUAAAAUUAUUUCAUAGAUAGAUGUAUGCUGCCACAGAUAGCAAACAAAUGGGUAGCUAGAGUUCAGCUAUCUUUGUCUGUUUUUAUGUUGUUAGAUCAUGUACUACCUUAUACACUGUACAAGUGUAUUCUUAAAGUAUUAAGCUUUAUUUCAGUCUGUGAUUCCAAAAUCUUUUCAUGACAAUAGGCUUCACUAAAGUGCAUGCAAUUUUUCUCUUCUUAGGGCCAUUCCAAUCCACUGAAAAUUGGUAGGAAUUUAAUUACAGUGACCUGUCUGAUUUCUUACCUCAGGUGAGGUAAAAAGUUGGGCAAUAAUAACAGGAUCAAUUUCCACCUGCUCUGGUCAAAGUUGUGGCAGACAUCAAGGAUAAAGUAGCUCAUCUCCUUUUGUAAGAAGUAGAUUCUUCAAGAAUGGGUAAUAGAGGGCAGGAGGAAUGAGUACUUUAACUGUGUGCUGCACCUCUGCUGUGUGAAGUCUUUUGUUGGUGCAAGACAGUGGGGUCAGAAUUAAGGGGUUUUGUGUGUUUGUGUGUGACAAGCUGGAUUACCAGAGUAGUAGCCAUCAGUUGAACAACCUUAGACCAGCCUGACUUACCACGUCACCUCUAUUGUAUUCAUUCUGCUAAGUUGAACAGACAAGACAUUUUCCCUAUCUAGUUGCUCUGUGACUUUGCCUUUUUAGUUUUGAAGAACCUUACUAUGCUACAUGCAAUAGUAUCUUUCUGUGUAGGAAUUCCAGCUGGAUACAAAGAUAAUAUCAGUAUAAUUUUUUCAAUAAACCCCCCUAUGCCAACACACAGGGUGAACUUAGGGGAGGGUGUGGUGAGCUUUAUUUGAGGCAGUUGUGGCAGUAGCACGUGCUACUGCCUCAGUGCCCAAGUUGGUUGGAUGUUACUGAUGUGGCCUUGUUUUAUGGAAAACUGCUUCUCUGAACACAGGCUCUUUUGUUAGGUAGCAAAAACUAAGCACCUUGACAGGCGUUUGCAUGAGUAUGAUGCUGCUGCGUUAAUGUGUAUGACAUUCAUCGCAACAUUGCAUAAAGAAAAACCAUCAAAAGUCUAGUACAGGAGGAUAGUUCCCAGCCAGCCAAUAAUCCAUGGCCUAUGACAUUAAAUGGUUCUUGAUUAUGAUUAUGGGGGAAGAGGAAGAAGACAGUUCAGAUUACACUUCAUGUUACUAUUUCAAGUUGCUAAGGAAGUCAACUACUAUUUCUAGGUAUUUUUUUAUUUGCUGUUGACAGCUGCUUGACCAUACUGUUACAUUUUAUUUUCCUAUUGACAUCUUGGUUCUUACAUAUUUAGCCAGAGAAUGGGAGUUGACAGAGCUGUCUGCAUUUUUCAGGAGGAUUAGAAAGAGAGUUUUAAUGAAGAAAUGUGGUGAGACUCUACUGCCUACUCAAAUUUUCAAUUAAUUUAAUUUAUUCUUAGUUGAGGGCACUGGAUAAAAUUAGUAUUUUCAGUGAUGUCUUUCACUCCCUUCUCCUGUUUAGAUAUCUCUGCAUUACAGAAAUGUGUUAUGAAUCAGAUCACAUUGUGUUUCUACUUCUGCAGUUGAAAAUUUAAGCUAGGUUUUCUUGAACUACCUCACACAAACUUUCUAUGUUUCUUAAGUAAACAAAGCUAACCCUUGCUAUCGGAACUACACUGAAUGUGAAUAGAAAAAUACACUUCCUUUAGAAAAAUAAAUCUAUUGGCCAAUGUUGAGACAAUAUCAGUAAGUAUGUUUCUUAUAUAUUUCACGUAAGAUGUUCAUGUGUAAUAUAUAGCUUGUGUACAAUAAUGUACAUCUAGAAUAUUGUGUUAGCUGUAAAUUGGUGAUUUUAUUAUUGUUUUGGUGGAAAUAGCUGGUUUUGUAGGUGAAAAUAGCUUACUAGUAAUGUCAACUCAUCCUUUACAUUUUACAAAAGGAAUAAUUCUUGGUAAGCUUUGCAUACAGAUGAAUUACUUUUGUAGGCCCAAUAGCUAGUCUAUUUUUGAGAGUUCUUUAACUUUUAUUACUAAAGUUGAGAAAAAAGGUAAUUAUUGUGAUCAUUCCUUCUGCCCCUUUUGAAGUAUAUUCUUAAUUUUAUUUUGUCCCAAGAAAUAUGAAGGGCAGGAUACACCAUCAAAAAUACCGAGGAAAACUGUAAUUUUUUUUUUAUUCCUCACAUUUGAUACCCUUUCCUGCUUUUCCUUUAUUCCCUCCAAAUAAGCUGUUGGUGGGCCAUUACUGAGAACAUUGUGGUUUUUUUACUCAUUCAUGCCAUAGUUCAUUACAUGUGCACCACUGGAAUGUA